AUGGACCAACGUGCCCCCGGAGAACUAAACUGGCGUCUCAGUGCGCAUCCAGUCACUCUGUUAUUCUUCCUUGGCUUUCGCAUUGGUUGGUGUCUACCAUGCACACCUCUUAUCAAAUCCUCCAUUACUCCAAUCUACAGAACUGAACUAAUUGUCCUCGUCUUUAUCCUAACCCUUCUCCUCCUCUCCGCCGACUUCUACUACCUCAAAAACAUUGCCGGCCGCCGCCUUGUCGGGCUCCGUUGGUGGAAUGAAGUUAACACCGCGGACGGCAAUUCCCACUGGGUAUUCGAAAGCUCAGACCCAAAUACACGAACUAUUAAUGCUACAGAUAAACGUUUCUUCUGGCUCGGUCUGUACGCUACUCCUGCUCUAUGGAUUUCUCUAGCCAUCAUUGCCAUUAUACGGCUGCAGAGUGUCAUUUGGCUGAGUUUAGUUGCGAUUGCACUUAUUCUUACGAUCACGAAUACUGUGGCGUUCUCACGAUGUGACCGGUUCAGCCAGGCGUCGACCUUUGCAAGCAGUGCUUUGUCCGGCGGGAUUGCGAGUAACUUUGCAUCCGGGAUGAUAGGGAGGAUUUUUCGAUAG
This is a messenger RNA of Paracoccidioides lutzii Pb01, 588 nucleotides long. RefSeq lists its product as hypothetical. Gene Ontology annotation, biological process: protein secretion; vesicle-mediated transport. The coding region runs from base 1 to 588 and encodes 195 amino acids. The record is from RefSeq and is a predicted model, not a curated record. The transcript has 3 exons. Gene Ontology annotation, cellular component: Golgi membrane.